Messenger RNA from Caenorhabditis angaria, 1217 nucleotides. NCBI's taxonomy places the organism in Eukaryota, Metazoa, Nematoda, Chromadorea, Rhabditida, Rhabditidae. The record is from the annotation of a GenBank genome assembly.
AUGGGAAAACUCGGUGAGUAAAAAUGGAAAAAUUUCGGAGUAGCGGGUUCGCGGAAAACAAAAAUAAAUUCAAAAAAUUUUAGAAAUAAAAGUUUAAAAGAUGUUCGCGUGCAGGUCCCGUUUAAAGGGACACAAUGUUUUUCUAACGAUCCUUUAAGUUUACUACGGUGUGCAUUUUUCAUUUGUUUUGUUUGUUCUCAGGACAAGUUGAGCGAUUAAUCGGUAAGCAAAGUGAGCUGACGAUUAAUCGUCUGAACAAAAUUAAUACAGGCGAUUAAUCGGCCAGCCAGCAGCUAAUUCAAGUUGCUUAGCGAUUAAUCGCCCAACUUGUCUGAGUUUUUGUUACCAAACAAACCGCAUUUUUGAAUUUUUCUCAUGCGAGCUCAACCAAAACAUAAUUUUUAAAUAAUUUUCCAGUCAAGAUCACUGAAGAGAAUGGCAUCCUAUUGAUAGGAAUAAAUCGCGCAUCGAAGAAAAAUUGUGUAAAUCAUGAAACUGCGCGAGAAUUGGUGACGGCAUUCGAAAAAUUCAAUAAUACAGAUGAUUUGAAAUGUGCGAUUUUAUAUGGAGAAGGUGGAACAUUUUGUGCAGGUUAUGAUUUAGAAGAAGUAUCGACUGGUGGCUUCACUAAAAUUGAGUCAGAGUUUUUGGAGAAAUAUCGAUAUAUGGUCAGUUGAUUUAUUUAUUCUUGUUGUAAUGAAAUUUUUGAAAAAAAAAACAUUCAGGGUCCCUCGAUAAUGCCGAUCAAAAAACCUCUGAUCGCAGCAAUUGAAGGUUAUGCAGUGGCUGGAGGGCUUGAAUUAUCUCUCAUGGCUGAUCUUCGUGUUUGCUCAAAAUCUUCUAAAAUGGGUGUAUUUUGUAGAAGAGUUGGUGUUCCUUUGAUUGAUGGCGGAACUGUUAGAUUGCCACGUGUUGUUGGAUUAGGAAGAGCUUUGGAUUUGAUAUUAACUGGAAGAGAAAUUGGAGCAAUUGAAGCGAAAGAAUGGGGUUUGGUGAACCGAGUGGCAGAAGAUGGAAAAGCAUUGGAUGAAGCGAUAAAACUUGCAGAACUUAUCAGAUCUCAUCCUGAAUUAUGUAUGUUAGCUGAUCGAGAAUCGACAUAUCAUUCAUUGGAUCAUUCAACUCAAGAUGCCUUCGAUUUCGAGUUUCAAAGUGUGAAAGUUCUUCCCGAUUCAAUCAAAGGCGCCAAAAAUUUUAUCAAGAAAUCGAAACUUUGA